AUGAGGACAGACGCCGCCGCCGCCAUGCUGGCUUUCCUGGCCACCACGGCCCACGCUUUCGGUGCCAAGCCUUCGCCUCAGCCCACCAAGAUCGAAAGCUUUAAGUGGAAGUACCCAUUCGAGACUGAGGCCAUGGCGAACUACAACGCUGCUUGCGAAGCGUCUGACAAGUUCGGCGCCCACGAAUACACCCUCCACCAGCUCAUGGACCCGGCGCCGCAGGGACUCGGCCCCUGGGCGGAAGGCCUCAAGGCCUUUUUCACCGGCCGCGAGUACCCUGGUGGCUGGGGUGGCUGGGAUCGCCAUCUCCAUGACCGUAGUCUGUUGAAGAUGGAGUACACCGACAUGCCCCUUAAGGUUAGGGAGUGGAUUGAGGAGCAGGAGAGGACCGAAGGCGCCGGAAAGGGCCUCUUUGGCGUCUUUGAGAAGCCCAAGGGCGACGAUGACACGAUCGACGAGACCGUCACAUUCAGCGAGACGGUGGAUAGGGCUGCUGAUAGCGACAGGGUUGCCAUCUUUGCUCCUGGUGCCAUCUACGAGAUCCUUCCCCUCUGGGUUGCAGAGGGAAGCAACUGUGAAGAGCAACUGUCCGACCUGAGCAAGUACCAGCCCACGCACGCGGACGGAGCUGUCGUUGCGUGGCCCAGCAAGACUAGCCCUAACCAGGAGAAGUUGAUCAGCAUCAAGAUUGAUGCCAACGUAUUAGCAAAGAAGGAGGGCGUCGAGGAGCCUGUGGAGGAGAAGAAGGAGGAGGAGUCCAAGGAGGCGCCUGCGGAGAAGAAGGCUGACGAGAAGGAUGAGCUAUGA
Messenger RNA from Parascedosporium putredinis, 807 nucleotides. NCBI's taxonomy places the organism in Eukaryota, Fungi, Ascomycota, Sordariomycetes, Microascales, Microascaceae. The record is from the annotation of a GenBank genome assembly.